CUUCAGAAUGGACCCGAGUGGAGGAAAAGCCGUUAGUUUGUAACGUCAGGGGAGAAAGUCCGACCGUCCAUGUCUUCAACACAGACAUCAAUACGCUGAUAAAAGUUAGUGGCAGCAAUGUCGAGAGAAAACACCACCAGGAGCCUGGACAGCAUAGACCUCGCCGCUUUACGAGAUCCAGCAGGCAUCUUUGAGCUGGUUGAGGUGGUUGGCAAUGGAACCUAUGGUCAGGUGUACAAGGGUCGUCAUGUCAAGACAGGUCAACUGGCAGCUAUUAAAGUCAUGGAGGUCACAGAGGAGGAAGAAGAGGAGAUAAAGCUCGAGAUCAACAUGUUGAAAAGUUAUUCUCACCACAGAAACAUUGCUACAUAUUAUGGCGCCUUUAUUAAGAAAGGCCCUGCUGGACAGGACCACCAACUCUGGUUAGUGAUGGAGUACUGUGGAGCUGGCUCUGUGACAGAUUUAGUCAAGAAGACCAAGGGAAAUUGUUUGAAAGAAGACUGGAUUGCUUACAUCUGCCGAGAGGUGCUCAGGGGCCUUUCCCAUCUUCACUCCCAUCAUGUGAUUCACCGAGACAUAAAGGGCCAAAAUGUUUUGCUCACAGAGAAUGCCGAAGUCAAACUGGUUGACUUUGGCGUGUCGGCUCAGCUGGAUAAGACGAUCGGCAGGAGGAACACUUUCAUCGGUACUCCCUAUUGGAUGGCUCCCGAGGUCAUCGCAUGUGAUGAAAAUCCAGAAGCCACAUAUGACUACAGGAGUGACCUGUGGUCUUUAGGCAUCACUGCUUUGGAGAUGGCUGAAGGAGCACCUCCGCUGUGCGACAUGCAUCCAAUGAGAGCGCUGUUUUUGAUUCCUCGAAACCCUCCACCUAAACUGAAAUCAAAGAAAUGGUCAAAGCGUUUCUUGUCAUUCGUCGAUAGCUGUCUGAUCAAGAACCAUCUGCAUCGACCCACCACGGACACCCUGCUGAGACACGCCUUCAUCAGAGACCUGGCUAAUGAGAGACAAGUUCGCAUCAUGCUCAAAGAUCACCUAGACAGAACUAGGAAGAAGCGAGAAAAAGAGGGUCCAGAGUAUGAGUACAGUGGCAGUGAGGGGGAGGAGGAUGAAGUCACAGAGGAAGAAGGAGAACCCAGCUCCAUAGUGAAUGUUCCUGGCGAAUGGACGUUACGACGGGAGUUUCUUCGUUUACAGACUGAAGAUCGUGAAGGAGGCAGAGAGGGAGGUCACGGAGGAGGUGGAGGUCAACAGAGACAACAAGCAUUACAGCAGCACAGGCAGCAGUUGGCAGAACAGGAACGAUUAAAGCAGCAGUUUCUGGCUGACAGACAGAAGAGGAUCCAGCAGCAACAAGAGCAGCGACAAAAGCUAGAGGAUCAGCAGAGGCAGCAUCUGACAGAUUGCGCCUUUCAGUGGGCGGAGCUUCAGGAGAUCUUCCUUGGGGAGGAGUCUGAUCUCCAUGACAACAGAAUCUCACUGGAUGAGAGAAACAGGAGAAGUGACAGGAGACAGGACCAGGCAGGCAGACAGCGGAGUGCUGAUGUGUUGGUGAGGCCUCUGGACUCCACAGCAGAGCAGAGAGCGGCUCCAAAUCAGCUGCUUCAGCAUAAGGCCCAGCACUCCCAGCACUCCCAGCACUCCCAGCCUCCGCUACAGCCGCAAGCCAAGCCCCAGCCUCUGGCCCAGCAUCAGCAGCCCUCAGCGGGCAGGAGAUCCCACCGCACCCUGCCCAAGGACCAAACCCAGCUCCUGUCGCUGCAGCACGACCACAGACACAGGGACAGAGAGAGGCAGAGGCAGAGAGAGACGCCUGUGGCAGCUGUCCAGAAGCGAACAGCUAAUAGUGGGAACCCGGCUGCUACCGCUGCUACCGCUGCUGCUGCUGCUGCUGCCGCCUCGCCCAGCCACCCUGCAAACAGCCAGCGCUCAGCGAUGGACUUCCAGGAAUCAAACUUAGCCAGGUUGCUUUUGGCUGCCGGCCUGCCCAGCCAGAUGCACUCAAGGCUGGGCUCUGGAAGCAGCUCUAGUCCUUGUACCCCGGCCAUGCAGAGAGCUCACUUCAGCCAGAAUGCCAACCUUCGCUCCAGUCGAGAUGCCCAUCACAGCAGCUCUAUGUCAGACAUGGCCCUCUCGCCCUUGUCCCCAUUUUCCCCCUUGUCCCCAACUGACAGUGUCUUCUGGGACUCUGUGGAGACUCCACCUAAAGUUCCAGAACGCACUACCUCAAAGUUUUACUGCAGAGAGCUGGUGAUGGGACACAAGCGGGCCGCUUCAAGUGGCAGUCCAGUGUCUAUAACAGAAAAAAGUGGAAGGUCUCAUGGAUUCUCCUCACCAAGCAGCAACCACCCAGGCUACUUCAAGCUGGAGAGUCCUCUGCUUCAACACCGUCUGCAACAGCACAAGAAGACAGAUAACAGUGGGCACACACAAGGACUCAAACCUGCUCUGGGUCGACUCAACAAGGCCACAGAAUACUCCUCCUCUAGUGACGAGGUUGGCAGCAGUGAUGACGAAGACAGAAACAGGUCUGGCCUGUCCAAUGGCAAAGGGAAAUACUUCAGAGGAAUACCUGAUGGCAUCGUCCUGCAGCCUCACCACAAUCUCAACCAGCUUUCUUGGUUGGGUUCAGAUGAUACCUACCUGCUACCAGACCUGCUGCAGAAAACCUCUUCCUCCAGUCCUCUGCAUAACGCACUGGGAAAGCAGCAGCGAACUCGUGAACUCAGCUACUCUCGAUCACCCUCAGCCCCCGGAUCCCCCACACACCAGGAACUACAUGCUGUCAGCAGUCCUACUGGUAAAGGCACACCUUCAUCUUCAUCUUCCUCCUUCAUGUCCUUCAUUGAUCCAAGAUUGAUCCCCAUAUCAACGCCACCACAGAGCCCCACGGGCAUCAAAGGUGAACCAUUGAAGAGAGAGAACCACAGGAAGGGCUCUGUGGUGAACGUGAACCCAACCAACAUUCGACCACAGAGCGACACUCCAGAGAUCCGCAAGUACAAAAAGAAGUUCAACGCUGAGGUUCUCUGUGCUGGACUAUGGGGUGUGAAUCUGUUGGUGGGGACAGAAAAUGGGCUGUGGUUGCUGGAUCGAAGUGGUCAGGGGAAAGUCUACUCUCUCAUCAGCAGACGGAGGUUUCAGCAGAUGGAUGUGCUGGAAGGACUCAAUGUACUGAUUACUAUAUCAGGGAAAAAGAACAAGCUGCGUCUCUACUACCUGUCCUGGUUAAGGAAUAAAAUCCUCCAUAAUGACCCUGAGGUGGAGAAGAGACAGGGCUGGACAUCAGUAGGUGACCUUGAGGGCUGUGUCCACUACAAAGUGGUGCGUUACGAGAAGAUAAAGUUCUUAGUGAUAGCACUAAAGAAUGCUGUGGAGGUGUAUGCCUGGGCCCCAAAACCAUACCAUAAGUUCAUGGCCUUCAAGUCGUUCAGGUCUCUGCCUCAAAAACCGCUGUCUGUUGACCUGACGGUGGAGGAAGGUCAAAGGUUGAAGGUCAUCUACGGCUCUUUGUCUGGUUUUCACGCCAUUGACGUGGACUCUGGAACACCAUACGACCUCUACCUGCCUACACAUAUCCAGGGUUCUAUUCGUCCCCAUGCCAUCAUCAUUUUGCCAAACAAAGCUGGAACAGAGGUUCUGGUUUGCUAUGAAGACGAGGGCGUCUACAUCGACACCUAUGGCCGAAUCACCAAGGACACGGUGCUGCAGUGGGGGGAGAUGCCUGCAUCUGUCGCCUACCUUCAGUCUAACCAAGUGAUGGGUUGGGGAGAAAAGGCCAUCGAGCUGCGAUCAGCCAACACUGGGAACCUGGAAGGAGUUUUCAUGCACAAAAAGGCUCAGAAACUCAAGUUCCUGUGUGAAAGGAAUGACAAGGUGUUCUUUGCUUCAGUGCAGUCGGGAGGCAGCAGUCAGAUUUACUUCAUGACUCUCGGACAGAACUCGCUCUUCAACUGGUAACAACCGGAGCUGUUAACUCUGGGAUCAGCUGGUGGGGUGUGCCAUCGUUAAUCUGCCUGGUGACGCCUUUCAGGACUUCUUGCUGACUGAUGUUGAUCUUCAUGAGUAACGGACGCUAUACUUGGAUCUAUUCCUCCAUCCAUUUCUCAGUCUUAUCUAGUUUUCGUGUAAAUGUGUAGAUAUAUACAUGGUUGAGGAGAAAAGCUUGAAUCCGUCACUCCAUCCUUGACUACUGACACCUGAUCACGGCUCCUUUAGCUGCAGCAACACGCACAUCUGGACCUAAUAUUCAGCAUAAAAGAGCUUCAGAUUGCUUCCACCUCAUCCGUCCACAGUGCAGUGCCAAUGUCUGUAAUGUGAAAGGCUCACUGAGCAUUUUCACAAAUGAAACAACUGAGUGUUUCUCAUGGCUUCAGCACCAGUGUUUUCUGUGGCAUUAUAUCCAGAUCUACCUGAAGAAAAACUGGAUUUGGAUGACUGUGUUCCAUGUUCCACUCAGCCCUCCUGGAUCAGUUAACUGCUUUGGUUGUGUCAGUUAAUUGUGCGUCUAUCACGUCUUCAUUCAGAUUUGCUUAACAGUUGCCAGCUGUGAUGUUUACUGGAUCAUCUGCUUCCUUUUCAUCUGAUGAAGUCAUUCUACCUGGAUUUUUUUCUCCUGCAUGGACCAGAGGAGUCAUGUUGGUGUUUAAAUGUCCUUCAUUCACCCUGUGAGCAUCAUGUGUCAAAGACUCCAAGUAGAACAGCUACUUCAUGUCAUUCCACAUUUUAUCUCAAGUUAUGUCCCUUUAAUCAGUUUCCGUAUCCGAGAACAGUCUGUCUGUGAUAUCUCAAAACUGUUCGAUAUUCCUGAAACCCUUUAGUUGAGUUUAGUUUUCGCAUUACUGCUAUAAUCAGAAGUUAUUAACCCAAACAAGUGAUAAUAUUACAGCCCUUAUGUUGGUAAUUUCCGUGAAGUAAUACGUAAGAAGUAUUUCCUUUUUCUUUGCUGGUUAAAAUUUCAAGUCAGUAUUAUUACUUAAAAAGAUCAGCACAAUUUUAGGCUUUAUUUUUAAUUGCAAGCAGAAAGUCAGUCUCUCUCAUUUGCUAAUUGUGAAAUAGAUCAGACAUGUAUAUAUACAGGAGGUCCUCGACUUAAGUCGUAGUUCCAUUCCUGCAGAUCGAUGUAAGUCAAUUUUCGCCGUAAGUCGGAACUCCGGUGAAAAUGAAAACAAAGCCGUUACGUGCAUCACGUUAUGAUCAGUUCUUCGGAAAAGUCAUGAACACCAACGACUUUCAUGCACGUAUGAGUCAUUUUACAAGAAGAUAACAGAACAUGUUCCACUGUUUUUACAACUUGAUCUAAUAAUGCCGAUGUUCGUCGGUGUUUCGCCCUGUUCCGAAUGUUUAUUUUAUCUCAUUUCACUUCCAUGGAGAUGGCUUUCCUGUUCUUUGAAUUAAUGCCAUUAGAAGAGUCUGGCUUACACUUGGGAGUCAUAAUGAAGUUCAAAAAAUUAGCGAACGCAGCACAAUCCAAGGUGGCGUACAACCGGAGAAUGUAAACAAAGCCAUCUUACAGCACCGUGUGACCAUGUAUUCGUCCGCUCUGCUCGCCAACUAGUUUCACGUAACCAGUUCCGACGUAACGAGAAAACACCGUAGGUUGAGGACAUCGUAAGCCGAGGCCCCCCUGUGUAUAUGUGUGUAUAUGUAUAUAUAUAUAUAUAUAUAUAUAUAUGUGUGUGUGUGUGUGUGUGUGUGUGUGUGUGUGUGUGUGUUUGUGUAUAUGUG
Messenger RNA from Amphiprion ocellaris (clown anemonefish), 5724 nucleotides. RefSeq names its product misshapen-like kinase 1. Gene Ontology annotation, biological process: protein phosphorylation. Lineage: Eukaryota; Metazoa; Chordata; Actinopteri; Pomacentridae. The transcript is spliced from 33 exons. The record is from RefSeq and is a predicted model, not a curated record. Gene Ontology annotation, molecular function: protein kinase activity; ATP binding. Bases 118 to 3957 code for a protein of 1279 amino acids.